AUGGGCGAGCCACAGGAACCCUUAAAGUUCUCCGACUUCACCCUGUCCAAAUAUGGCAACAAGAGAAUCAGGAUAAACAAACCGGAUGAAGAUGUGAAAUAUUUGAUUUCCCGUUUUACGGACAAUCGGGAAAUUAGCAAGUUGACCGGCCCAGUGACGUUUAUCUCCAAAGACCAGCAUGGCGAUAGCCCCACGGCGAAUGACAAAAACAACAAUGCCUUUUAUUGGCUCCUAAAAAACUCAUCGAGUGAAAAGGCAAAAUCGAAUCACAAGUCGUACAUAUCCAAAAAGUGCAACAUGGACACAGAUGUAUUUUUUGUCCUAAUGGAAAAUGAAGAAUAUUCAGACAUUUACCCUGUGUCCAGUUGGCACGUCUUCGAACCGGACCUGUCAGCAAAAACGUUGAGCAAAUUUAACAUAGAUAAUAACCCGCAAGAAAAAUUAAGAGUAGAACAAAAUAAUAGAAGGUUAGAUGAUAUAAUUGAGAGGUUAAAAAAUAAGGAAGAAAAUAUGAAAGUAAAUUCCAAAGGGAGAGAAGAAGGAAAUAAAAAAUGGUAA
Messenger RNA from Plasmodium cynomolgi strain B, 558 nucleotides. RefSeq lists its product as hypothetical. The transcript has 2 exons. The record is from RefSeq and is a predicted model, not a curated record. NCBI's taxonomy places the organism in Eukaryota, Apicomplexa, Aconoidasida, Haemosporida, Plasmodiidae. The coding region runs from base 1 to 558 and encodes 185 amino acids.